Molecule: messenger RNA, 1491 nt
Organism: Plasmodium falciparum 3D7
Lineage: Eukaryota; Apicomplexa; Aconoidasida; Haemosporida; Plasmodiidae
Gene: ICAP2
Product: putative ATP synthase F0 subunit b-like protein
Biological process (GO): proton motive force-driven ATP synthesis; proton transmembrane transport
Cellular component (GO): mitochondrial membrane
Molecular function (GO): proton transmembrane transporter activity
Source: RefSeq, a predicted model, not a curated record
AUGCUUCGCAUAGGCAAGAAUAAAGCAAAAGGGAGCCUUUUCAUUAAAAAGUGUUAUUAUACAAAUAAUAGUAAGGGAUGGCUUAGGGAAUACGUAUAUACAAAGUAUCGUAUAAGUUUGCCAAACAUUGAAAACGUAAAAUAUGAUGAUAUAUAUUUAUCAUGUCCUAGUAGGGAUGACUUUUAUGUAUUCACAAAGAAAGUUCCUAUAUUUUUGAGAUAUCUUAAAUUAAUUACAUCUUUAGAAAACCGUACUAACGAUUUUAUUGAUUUUACAAAAAAGUGUGAGAACGGAUUGAAUGUAGAAAAAGAUGUGUAUUUAACAAAGGAGGAAUUAUUAGACAUAAUGUUUAUAAAUGGAUAUAGUACGAAAGAAAUGAAUGCUUUAGAUUUAUCUUUUUGUUCUACAUAUCAAUUUCAUUAUCCAGAAAUAUCUGUAUUAUUUAAUUUAGAUGAAGAGGAUGUAUAUAAAUAUUGUUUAAAAAAAAGAAGUGAGAAUCCUCAAACAUUAGUACAUUUAAAAUAUGAAAAAGAAAAGAAUAUGUUAUCAUCAUACGGUUUCAUAUUUGUAUUUUUAUAUUUCGGAUUAAACAAUCUUGUAUUAUGUAAUGCUUGGUUCUUAUCAAAGACCAUACCAUUUUUUUCGGUAUUUUAUAUGUUAGGUUCGUAUUUUUAUAAAGAUAUACAAAAAUAUAUAAAUAAAGAUAUAAACCUAAUGAUUGAUGAAAAUAAUAAAAAUAAAUUAUUAGCAGAAGAUAUAAUAUAUAAACAAUUAAAAUUAUUUUCAAAAGAUACAGAAUGUACUGAACAAUUAAUAAGCUUUAAACAAUAUUGUAAUGUGUUAAUUAAGAAAUAUACACACAGUUAUAUUAAUUUCCAAAAAAAUAAAAUUGUAGAAACGUUAGAAAAAAAAUUAAAAGAAAUAUAUAAUGAUGAACAGAAUUAUAAAAAUUCUUUACAAAAUAUAUUAAUAGAAGAAAUUAUAAAAAAAAUAUAUGAAAAAAUAAAAACAGAUAAAACAUUUGCAGAUUCUAUUUUAAAUGAUGGUAUUAAUAAUAUACAAAAUAUAAAUCAAAAUGAUACAUUGAUAAAUUAUGUAAAAUCAGAAUUACAAAAUAUACAGAAAAUGGAUCAAAAAAAUUCAAUUGUUACAAAGGUUUUAGAACAGUAUGAACUGAAAAAACAACAAUAUCUAGCAAAAUAUAUUAUACAUACACACGAAUUAAAUCAAAUUAAAAAUAUUAUUAAUAAAUCUAAACUUAAUAUAAAUAAUCUAAAUCAUAUUGAAUAUAAUGAACUCUUACAAUUAUUCAAUACCAUUAAUAAUAGAUUUGGAUUCUAUGUAAAUGAUGAUUCUAUAUCAAAUAUAACAUCAUCAGAUUCUGAAUCCAAAUCUUUUACUCAACAAAUAAAUAAAUUUAUAAUAGAUACAAAUAAAUCCUUUCAACAUAAAAAACUCGUUGCCUUCUUAAGGGAGUUCCAACAUAUAUAA